Pichia membranifaciens NRRL Y-2026 is the source of this 420-nucleotide messenger RNA. RefSeq lists its product as hypothetical. The record is from RefSeq and is a predicted model, not a curated record. Gene Ontology annotation, biological process: proton motive force-driven ATP synthesis. The transcript has a single exon. NCBI's taxonomy places the organism in Eukaryota, Fungi, Ascomycota, Pichiomycetes, Pichiales, Pichiaceae. The coding region runs from base 155 to 346 and encodes 63 amino acids.
GUCGCAUCAAAAUGGGGAAACCGAUUUUUGGUAGACAGGAGACAUGAAUGCUCUUGGAAUGGAGAGAAAGCGUGUGUCGUCGUCUUUGCUCAGUUUCACUCUGGUUCCAGCUUUGAACACACAUUAAUAGAAACACACAUCGCAAAACACAACAAUGGGUGCAGCAUACAACAUUCUCGGCAAGGCCGUUCCUCCACACCAACUUGCUCUCGGUACCAUCGGCGCUGUUGUCCUAUUGGUUCUCCCAAAGCCAUGGGCCACGACUCCAAAGAAGGAGGCCAAGAUUGACGCUGCUAACGCGGACGAAGAGAAGUUCAUCAAGGCUUACUUAGAAAAGCAUGCUUAGAGCCUGUCUAGACACUGUAUAUUAUACCAACGUAUCUAAACAUGCACUAUUUAUUUAUUUGAAUCUAUUCAUAC